Molecule: messenger RNA, 978 nt
Organism: Fulmarus glacialis (Northern fulmar)
Lineage: Eukaryota; Metazoa; Chordata; Aves; Procellariiformes; Procellariidae
Gene: SKAP2
Product: src kinase associated phosphoprotein 2
Exons: 12
Coding region: 1-978 (325 amino acids)
Cellular component (GO): cytoplasm; plasma membrane
Molecular function (GO): protein binding
Source: RefSeq, a predicted model, not a curated record
AUGCGUGUCCAGCCCCGAAACAGGAGCCUGCGUUCUCCUCGGGUCACGGACAGGGAGCUGCCUGCGUGCCCUGCCAUUUAUCCUCAAGAAUUCCAGGAUAAAGAAUUGGAAGAUGAGGAAGAGUCUGAGGGCUCUUUUUCUUCGCCUCCUGAUAGUGUCUCAAUAGCAUCUGACCGAUAUGAUAAAGAGGAUGAAGCACCUUCUGAUGGGAAUCAGUUUCCUGCUAUUGCAGCUCAAGAUCUUCAGUUUGUUCUGAAGGCUGGAUACCUGGAAAAACGCAGAAAAGAUCACAGUUUUCUCGGCUUUGAAUGGCAGAAGCGUUGGUGUGCUAUCAGUAAGACGGUCUUCUAUUAUUAUGGAAGUGACAAAGACAAACAACAGAAAGGUGAAUUUGCCUUAGAGGGCUACGCCAUCAGAAUGAAUAAUAGCCUUCGGAAGGAUGCAAAGAAAGAUUGCUGUUUUGAAAUCUCCGCUCCUGAUAAGCGCAUUUAUCAGUUUACAGCUGCCACUCCCAAAGAAGCAGAGGAAUGGGUACAGCAAGUCAAAUUUGUAAUUCAAGAUAUGGAAUCUAAUACUAUUCCUGAGGAGGAGGAAGAGGAAUAUGACGAUGUUGGACAAGUGAGCAGUGAACCAAUAGAUGACAGCAUUUAUGAAGAAGUUAAAGAAGAACAUGUUCCUUCAAGGGCUGAAGUGCCAAGAAAACUGAGCCAGGAGAAAGUUACCACUGUUUCAGAUGGCAAAAAUACUGAUUAUGCCAAUUUCUAUCAAGGUUUGUGGGACUGCACAGGAGAUGUACCUGAUGAGUUGACAUUUAAACGUGGUGAUGUUAUCUACAUUCUCAGCAAGCUCUACUCAAGAAAUCAAUUUCCAGAAACAAAGACAACUGAGUACAAUAGAUUUGGCUGGUGGGUAGGAGAAAUGAAGGGAACCAUUGGCUUGGUGCCUAAAGCCUACAUAAUGGAGAUGUAUGAUAUUUGA